UCCUGCCCAGGGCGGGGCUCGGCUCUGGCGGUCCCAGCCAGACAGCAGCCGGAGCGGAGGACAGCGGCGUGGUCAGCAGCAGAGGACAUGGGGCAAAGAGCAGGGUGCGGAGAGAUGCUGCUCUCGGGGCCCAGGGCAUUGCUGCUGCUCCUCACCUUGCUCCUCGUCCCUGCCGGCUGGACACUCCCGGGGGUCAGCGGUCAGCGAGGAGAUGACGUGACUGAAGAAACAUUCACAGACGAUCCUUAUCUGGUGAAUGACCCUUCCACGGAUGAGACAGGCAAGUUGCACGGAAAUCCUGAAGUGCUGGCGGAUGUCCAGCCUUCCGCGGAUGAGCUGGCUUUGGCCAAUGAUAAAAACGCCACUGCAGAGUGCCGGGAUGAGAAGUUCACAUGCACAAGACUCUACUCGGUGCACCGGCCCAUCAAGCAGUGCGCCCACCAGGUCUGCUUCACCAGCCUGCGGCGAACGUACAUCAUCAACAAGGAGAUCUGCUCCCGCCUUGUCUGUAAGGAGCACGAAGCCAUGAAAGACGAGCUGUGCAGGCAGAGGGCAGGCCUGCCCCCCAGGCGACUCCGCCGCUCCCGCUACUUCCGACCUCCGCCCUGUGAGGACGCCGACCCGCACAGACCCAGGGGCCCGUGAUGUCGUCGGGAAGACGCAAGAGGGAAAACUCCAGCCAAUCCGCUUCUAAUGGCCAGCUUCGCCCCUGCUUCCUAACUUUUCACGGAGCCGCGUAACAUUUAUCUCGUUUUUCGGUAUUUUAAAUACAUUGUCGCAUAGUUCUGCUGCUGCCCGGUAUCAUAGGCACAGUGGGUAAAUGCCAACCACCCGGCUGAUACAGGAAAAAUCUAAGUACAGUUUUCAGAACAGAAUAAACUUUGGAUUCAUGUUUUG
Fukomys damarensis (Damara mole-rat) is the source of this 897-nucleotide messenger RNA. RefSeq names its product microfibril associated protein 5 (gene Mfap5). The coding region runs from base 88 to 645 and encodes 185 amino acids. The record is from RefSeq and is a predicted model, not a curated record. NCBI's taxonomy places the organism in Eukaryota, Metazoa, Chordata, Mammalia, Rodentia, Bathyergidae. The transcript has 10 exons. Gene Ontology annotation, cellular component: microfibril. Gene Ontology annotation, biological process: embryonic eye morphogenesis.